AUGGAAGAGGUGAAACCAGAAGAGGUCUGUCCUGAUAACAAGCAAUCAACUGCUGCUUCGAGCUCUUCUGUUUCCCAGGAUAGUGGCAGUGUUGCACUUAAGUCUCCUGGUAUAAGUAGUCCCAGAAAUAUAUCACCAUCUCAUAGGUCUGAAGUACAGUGCCUGCAUAGAUGGCAAAAGGUUCUUAAUCCAGAACUUGUUAAAGGUCCAUGGACUCCAGAGGAGGAUGAGAAAAUUGUGGAACUGGUAGCUAAAUAUGGACCUACAAAAUGGUCUGUUAUAGCAAAGUCAUUACCAGGUCGAAUUGGGAAACAAUGCCGUGAGAGGUGGCACAAUCAUUUGAAUCCGAAUAUUAAGAAGGAUGCUUGGACUUUGGAGGAAGAACUUACUCUACUGAGUGCUCAUCGGACUCAUGGGAAUAAAUGGGCUGAAUUAGCAAAGCUCCUACCUGGAAGGACUGAUAAUGCAAUCAAGAAUCACUGGAAUAGUUCUUUAAAGAAGAAGUUAGAUUUCUAUUUGGCUACUGGGAACCUUCCACCUGUUUCUAAGAAUGUUACGCAAACUGGCUGUAGAGUUGUGAAUAGAGCUUCAAUCGGAGAUCUUGUUUGUGCAAAUAAAGGAACAAAUUCAACCACAUUAGUUUCAUCAGGAGCUACAGAUACAUGUCAAAUUGAAGAUGGGAAGGACAAGCUAGAAACUACUAACGGAGUUCAUGAUAUAGCUGGAUCAGCUACUGAUACCGGGAAUGAGAUUGCCGAUCUUCAAGGUGCUACAUGUGAGCCAAUGCCAUCGGUAGUAGAUCCUAUCCAUUCAUAUACAGAAUGCAAGUUCGAUAGACGUGGAACACAUCGUGUAGUUGAUCCGUACUUGCACGAUGAUAUUCCCUCAUAUGGGACACUAUAUUAUGAGCCACCACAUAUAGAUUCUAAUCUUCCAGAUAUUUCUCGGAUGCACUCUGAAUCAGACAUUAGUCCAAUAAUGUCACCUGUGACUUUCUUCACUCCACCUAGCAUGAAAGGAGAAUAUUUGUUUGCACAAACUCCAGAAUCUAUAUUGAAAAUUGCUGCUAAAAGCUUUCAUAGUACUCCGUCCAUAUUGAGAAGAAGAAAAUGUCGAAGCCCGUUAUCUGCACCGGCAAGUAAAAAUUGCCGAGUAGAUAGGGAAGCAGUUCAGGAAACAUGUCAAUCUACCAGCGAGUAUAAUCAAACGAAUAGUCCAGAGAAUAUCGAGUCACACAAGUUAAGUUUGCAUAGAGAUCUUUCUAGCGAAGGUGACACUGGAUUAUGUAAUGGCAAGUCCUAUAAUUUAUCUCCUCCGUAUCUGUUAAGAUCAGAAAGGACUUCUGUUCUUAAGUCUGUUGAGAAGCAGCUUNGGUUCUUUCUACUUUUUCAUCAACGGAACAGGUGA
Messenger RNA from Fraxinus pennsylvanica, 1407 nucleotides. The record is from the annotation of a GenBank genome assembly. Lineage: Eukaryota; Viridiplantae; Streptophyta; Magnoliopsida; Lamiales; Oleaceae.